UCACUCACAGAGAUCGAAUUCGGUAAUAAGUACAAUCAACCUAUAGUCCAAGGUAGUCUACCUGCAUCACUCACCAAGAUUGUCUUUGGACGAUAUUUCAAUCAACCGAUUGAAGUUGGAUGUCUGCCCACCUCUCUAACAUACCUUGGCAUUCAAUCAAACUUUUACAAUCAUGACAUACUGCCUGGCACUCUACCAGACUCCAUCACACAUAUAAGUAUGCUACAUUAUAUACGUUCAAAGAUACAUGAGGGAGCGCUGCCACAAUCACUCACCUCAAUGUAUCUCUCUAUUAUUCUCUUGGUUAGUAUCAAAGACAAUGUGAUACCAAAGUCAAUCAGGUCGUUGGAGUUAGUAAUGUGCGACACAAACUUAGACUGGCUUGAAUCGUUUCCAGAUGUGGAGUGCAUGACUUUCCAUGGUCAUGCAUUCACAAAAGAUUCCAUGCCAGAUUGGGAUCAGGAAAGUAGUAUAAAGACACUGCGUUUGGAACAAAGGGUCAUUCGAUUAACAGCUGGAAUGCUUCCACCAACUUUGACACAUCUAACCUUGGGCGAUUACUUCAACCAGCCACUUACUUCCGGCUUGCUACCAGACAGCCUCAUCGAACUCCACAUUGGCAACAGCUUUGAUCAUCCAAUCCUUGGCCUCCCCAACUCGCUGACCAUCCUCACGAUUAGCGAUAAAUUUGAUCAGCCAUUGACCUCCCGGCUACUCCCACAAUUGACCAAGUUGAAGCUGGGCAAUAGUUUCAGACAAUUAUUGCCAGGCUCCAUGAAAUCGCUCAAAUGUCUUGCCAUUGGUGAGGCGUUUAUCGACAAGAUCAUUGAGGAUCUGGGGAUGAAGUCAAACACAACUCCUCAAUUCAAGCAGCCAUUGGAGUUGAUCUGGUGUUCAUAUGUAACGUUAUUGAGGAAACCGCUCCGAGUGAUCAGGUCAGACGCAUUGAUCGACACACAGUCCUCUGUUUGUUGGAAAUAUCCAAGAACACAAUCAAAUUGGUAUUGCGUCAAAAGUCCAUCGAGAACUCAAGAAUAUCAA
Acytostelium subglobosum LB1 is the source of this 1041-nucleotide messenger RNA. RefSeq lists its product as hypothetical. The record is from RefSeq and is a predicted model, not a curated record. The annotation marks the transcript as partial. NCBI's taxonomy places the organism in Eukaryota, Evosea, Eumycetozoa, Acytosteliales, Acytosteliaceae. The transcript has a single exon.